Molecule: messenger RNA, 540 nt
Organism: Phytophthora sojae
Lineage: Eukaryota; Oomycota; Peronosporomycetes; Peronosporales; Peronosporaceae
Exons: 1
Coding region: 1-540 (179 amino acids)
Source: RefSeq, a predicted model, not a curated record
AUGAACAACCACUCAGCUCGUCUUGUCUACAAAGCCAACGCUCUCGUUGAUCCGCCUCAAGAAUGGCACGCUAACUGGGGUGCAUGGUUAUCGUACGUUCGAGACUAUCAACAGCGUACAUGUCAAACGCUACCCAUAAAAGGAACAAUGAACAACAACCAGCGCAACGACAGGAUUGUAGUUACUGAGAAGUACAAGCUCGGCAAAAUCGAUAAGUUACCUGCUUUCAUAGAUCCAUACCAGCGUGUAUACAUUUGUACACACGGCUGGCCAGGUCGACCGCCUCGAGGAACCGGAGAGAGACCACGUCAGCACGUUCGUUUCACUGGAUGUGGCUUCCGUUUUACAGUCCAAGCAUGCCAGAGGAACGGAAUAUGGCAAUUUCGGGUCGUUCAUGGGACUUUUGUGCACAAUCAUGAUGUUACUGCAGAUAGUUUUGCUGCGCUUCCUUCUUCUCGUGGAUUAGACGACGCUCGCAUAGAGGCCCGCGUUGAAGGAAUGCUAGCUGUUGACUCAAAGAGGUCGAAAAUCUACCACUAA